AUGACUGAGAGUAGAUCCUCCAUCAGAAAUUUGGAGAUGCAAGUGGGGCAGUUGGGCAAUAUGUUGAAUACUAGGCCUGAAGGGAAUUUUCCUAGCAAUACCGUGGUGAAUCCUAAGGAGCAGUGUCAAGCUAUCACUUUGAGGAGCGGGAAAGAAAUUGAGGGUCCUUCUCUAAAAGGGACUCAAGAAAAAAAGGCAGAAGAAGAGGAGAGUUGUGAGAAAGUUGAGCCCCAAGUGGAGGAAAAGGUUACUGAAGGCCUUGCAACCAAAGAGAAGAUUCAACUGGUAGUUGUUGAUUCUAAUCUUCACAUUAACAUCCUAUUUGUUGAGGCUUUGGAGCAAAUGCCAAGUUAUGUGAAAUUCAUGAAAGAGAUUUUAUCAAAGAAACGGAGGUUGGAGGACUUUGAGACAGUAGCACUUACUGAAGAGUGGAAAUUUGAAUGCAAACAUGCUCUUUGUGAUCUUGGAGCAAGUAUCAAUCUCAUGCCUCUAUCUAUAUUUCGGAAGCUUGGUCUUGGUGAGGCAAAGCCUACUACUAUUACUCUUCAGCUUGCAGAUCGAUCAAUCAAGCACCCAAGGGGAGUUAUUGAAGAUGUGCUAGUCAAGGUAGAUAAGUUUAUUUUUCCAGCGGAUUUCAUUGUUCUAGUUAUGGAGGAAGAUGCAACCAUUCCCAUUAUUUUGGGAAGACCAUUCUUAGCCACAGGGAGAGCACUAAUUGAUGUACAAAAGGGGGAGUUGAAGCUGCGAGUGCAAAACGAAGAGGUAACAUUUAAUGUUUUUGAAGCAACUGAUAUUCCAACUUGUUGUAGAGUGGAUGUGGUAUGUAGUGGUGGUAGUAGUUUGGAAACCACCAAGAGAAAAACAAAUGCUAAAAUUUCUAGUUGA
Messenger RNA from Humulus lupulus (European hop), 885 nucleotides. RefSeq lists its product as uncharacterized. NCBI's taxonomy places the organism in Eukaryota, Viridiplantae, Streptophyta, Magnoliopsida, Rosales, Cannabaceae. Bases 1 to 885 code for a protein of 294 amino acids. The transcript is spliced from 3 exons. The record is from RefSeq and is a predicted model, not a curated record.